AGUUCAAAAUACAAGAGUGUGUUUACAGUGUGAGGCGGCGGACGCGCGUGAUUCCAAAUAUUCUACUUUUCCGUUAUGGACGACAGGUACAAGAAGCGAGGACUGAAGUUCACCAGCAAUCAGGACGCCCGUGUUCUGAGAGCUGUUCACAACCAAGAGCGGCAGCGUGGCCGCCGAGAUGACGUGGUUAACUUGAGGCGCCAGAUGGGGACUUUGGAGGACUCCCCACAUGUGUCAUGUCCUCCCAAGGCUCUAGUGAACAAGGCUGAGAAAGAGGCUGAGCUAAAGAAGAAGGGAUUGGAGCGCUAUCAGCAAAUGCUAAAAUGGAAGGAAAUGAGAAAAAAGCAGUUGGCAAAGGAGAAAAAGAAACGGAUGCCGGCGUUUAAAACAGGAGUAUACCAGCCAAGCCCACCAAAAUAUCUUAUUUCUGGAGAGCAAAAAGAAUCGGGAAAGACACCCAAGACUUCCCUGAAAAACAGGAUAGCUACUCCUGGUGCCUCACUCCGCAAAGUGCCAGUCUUCCAUCUGGGAGGAACUCCUGCUACUUCCCUGCUUAGGAUGCCACAAUUUCAUACUGGAUUAACACCCAGUGUCUCAACUAAGAAAACAGUUCUAACCAGCAAGAAAGAAAAUAAGCAGGAAGAUCACGCCAUUGCUUGGAAUACACGGGGUGCUAGGAAAAAUGAGAACACAAAGCCUGGGAAAAAGAUUGGUGUUAUAGGCCGUGCCAUUCGCCAGAGAAAGCCUAAUGAGCAUGAAGAUCUUGGGGUGCAGCCUCUCCCUCUCACACCCCCUGUUGCUGCAUCUCAGAGGAAGAUGGAGCCAGCCUUGCAGGGCUUGGCAUACCCAUCAUUUGCUCCUGCUGACUUUGCCUUCAACUUUGAGGCACCACAGGUUCCAAAGAGUGAGUGUCUGUCAGCUGCUCCCUGUGAUCAAUCAAUGCCUCCUAGCAUUACAGAAGCUGUUCCACAAACUCAGCUUGAUGACAAAAAAGUGGUCUUUGAGGUGGUGGAGCCUGCAGAUAGAAAACCAAUGGAGGAUGUAUCAGCACUCCAAAAGAAUUCAUCAUUCCAGGAUAAUGAUGUGAAAAUUUCAGGAGCAUGUGAAAGAGAACUACAGCCUGCAGAUCAUGAGAAUUCACCUUUGCAAGAAGAAAUAGAUGGUGUCAUUUUAGAAAGUGCUAAAAAGAAAACCCAGCCUGUAAAUCAGGAUAGUCUAUCAUCUGAAGAAGACAAAACUUGUGAAAUUGAAAUAGAACCUGAAAAUAAUAAGAGAUUGUCACUACAAGAAGAGGCUUGUGUUUCAGAAACUUCUGAAAACAUAAUCCAAUGUACAACUCAAGAAAAAUCACUCAUACAAAUGGACAGAAAUGCUUGUAUUUCAGAAACAAGUGAAAAUGAAACUGAAAUAAAAAAUCAAGAUGACUUACCACUCCAAGAAGAAAAGGUUGCUUAUAUUUCAGAAAGUAAUGAAUGUUCAAUCCAGGCAACAGAGCAAGAGGAAUCACCAAAACAAGACAAUAAUGUAUAUAUUUCACAAAUAAAUGACUGUGUAUUGGAAUCAGAAUCAGAUAGAAAUGUUCAUGAAAUGUUGGCUGAUAAGGUACCUGAAGUUGAUUUAAACCAUGAUGAAAAUACUGAGGCUGAAAAUCUUCCUGAAUCAUUGUGUAAUCAAGAGAAAAUGAACAAGGACAUUUGUGUUGAGCUUGAAGAGAAGACAGAAGAAAGCUGUGAGAGAACUGAAGAUAAUUGCUUGAGUCUCAGUGGGAGACAUACUUCCUCUGUUGAGGUGCAGGAAAGAGAGACUACAAAACCUAAACCUAAAAGAUCCAGCAGAGCAGCAGUAACUCCAGCCAAGCAUCUCACUAGGAGGUCUGUAGCUUGUUGUUUUGAUGGCACUGUCACUCCUACUUUGUCCCGAUUGCGCCCCCGAACCCCCUGCAGCAGAAGCACGCGGCGCUCACUGUCUGCCCAUUGUGAUAGCCCAUGGGGGAUGUACACUCCCAGCAAACGCUGCUCUGUGAAGAAAACACCACGCCGUUCAGUGAGCAAGGCAGCCACACUCACAGGCCUUGAGGAGAGUCAUGAUGCUAGUUUGAUGGCACUUGAAUUAACUGCUACAAGAAGCUUCCAUCAAGACACUGAGGCAGAGGUGAAUGUGCUGGAAAGAUCAGUACUGCCUGAUGUUCACAAGAUGACCACAGUUGAUGAGUUGAAAAAGUCGAGUUCACCGCUGAUGACGCCUGAAAAUGUAUUCCGUCGGGAGCAUGGGAUGUGGACCAUUGAGACAAGCCCUUGGAUUAAUACACAAAGCUCAAAGAAGAGGAACAAGAAAAAGGCAGUUUCUGAUUUGCAGGGAAUGUUUGAUGACAUACCCACUGAUGGGUCACCUAUCCCAUCUCAUCUGAUUCCCAAUCCUCCAGCAUCCUGUGCAACAGAGGCUAAUACAGGUGAGGAGGAUGCUGUAUGCACAAAUCUCCUCUUCCUCCUGCAGCCUUCCAUAGCAGGCAAUGUUGAAUCUCCUGAGGUGGAUGUAUGGGGAGAAAGCCCUGCCCCCAAUGCACUGGGAACCCCAAAGACCUCAAAACCAAAGCAAUCAUCCCAGGAUGAAAAAGUGAUUCCCGAGGAAAUUUCACAUACUGUAGAAGACUCAGAGAGAUGUGACAAACAAGCUUCAGUCUCUGCUAUUCCUGAGUCUCCUGCAGCUUCUGGAGAUGAAAAAGUUGGGCAAAAAAGAAAGACAAGGAAGUCUCGCAAAUCAGUAAUGUUUGCCAUUGAAGAACAGGAGAACGUGAAAACCUGCAAAUUACCUGGCACGCCAGUUCAUAAAUCUACCAGAGUGUCAAUGGGACUCUUUGCCAAGGUUGAUUUGAAUGUGGAACACCCUAUCAAUGAGGAUCAAGAUCUGAUGGUAUUUGAAACUCCAAAAAGUGAAAAGAAAACAUCAUGUACAAGGAGGAGAUCAGCCCGGAUAAGCCUUCUCCCAGGCAUGACCCCAAGCCCAAUGAAGGAGGCAGCAGCAGCUCCUGUGCACACAGACCUCAUCACCUGGGACUCGCCGGAACUUAGGAAAACUUCAAGAUCUACAGCCUCCAACCUGGCCACACCAGUUCGCAGGUCACGCAGGCUCAGUAAGGCUGUCUGAGCAGGAAACAGAGAAUGUUGCUACCGGCCAGUCCUGAGUAAACCACGUAAUCUAUUUAAGUUUUGUCUGAGUUUGAGUGAAUGUUUCCACUUUUUUUUUUUUUUUUUUUUUUUUACCAUGUUGAAGAAGCUGCCACUGAAAUAAUACAAUUGUGGAUGUGAUUACAGCAUAGCCCUUAAACUUAAAGAUUAUAGAGGUUUAGUGGUCUUAUUAAAUAUUUUUUGUGCAUAAACAAGACAUCUGAUUACGGAUGAAUAUCUUAUGAUGCAGCCGGUCCUCCUGCAGAGUUGCACCACCAUUGUCUUGACAGAGGUGUGUAUGUUUCACUGUUUGAUCUGCAGUCUCUGACAAGACAGCCAAACGUUACCCUAUGGAAGGAUCUCAGAGCUCAUUAUUUCCGAUCUUCAGAUAGGCCUGAGACCAGACACACACCACACACCGGGACAACAAUGUUACAACU
Messenger RNA from Portunus trituberculatus (swimming crab), 3604 nucleotides. RefSeq lists its product as uncharacterized. The record is from RefSeq and is a predicted model, not a curated record. NCBI's taxonomy places the organism in Eukaryota, Metazoa, Arthropoda, Malacostraca, Decapoda, Portunidae. The transcript is spliced from 13 exons. The coding region runs from base 76 to 3144 and encodes 1022 amino acids.